AAUACAACUCUACGAUGGCCUUCCCCAACUGCCGAAGCAAAAGGGAAGCAAAAGGGAAAACGUCUUAUUUCCGGGGACGAAUUAUAAUAUUCCUUUCGAUUUUCGCGGAAAAUAAUUUCACUGUCAAAUUUUCCCGGGAAAAUCCCAAGCACAGAUUCUCGUUUUCCCUGGAUGCUUCUUCCUUACAUCCUCAAAGGCUAACAAAAUUAUAAAGCACGCCCAAUUGGCUCAAGUUUAACCAUAUAUUUUGAGACUCUAACUCAAUGGGAUGGAGGGGCAUUUUAUGUUCUUCCUUUUUCUUUAUAUCCCUAGUCGAGUCCUCUAGCAGAUUAGGAGAAAUGUGGUCACUAAACCUUGGUGCUGAAUCAUCAGCAGCUUUCAGCUGGCCAGUCCUCAGUGCUAGCAUUUUCGUACUUGUUGCUCUUCUUCUCUCCAUGUACCUUAUCUUUGAGCAUUUAGCUGCUUAUAAUCAGCCAGAGGAGCAGAAGUUUCUGAUUGGUCUCAUUUUGAUGGUUCCUGUCUAUGCACUGGAAUCGUUUUUGUCACUGUUGGACUCCAAUGCGGCCUUCAAUUGCGAAGCAAUUCGGGACUGCUAUGAGGCUUUUGCACUAUAUUGUUUUGAGAGAUACCUGAUAGCGUGCUUAGGUGGCGAGGAGAGGACAAUUGAAUUUAUGGAGAGUCAAAGCGUAGUCGACUCGAGCACACCUCUUUUGAAAGAAUCUUAUGCUUACGGAGUUGUAGAGCAUCCUUUCCCACUGAAUUGCCUCAUAGGAGACUGGCCUCUUGGCUCCGCAUUCUACUAUGCUGUUAAAAUUGGCAUCGUUCAGUAUAUGAUACUGAAAUUGAUCUGCGCUUUGCUAGCAAUGAUUCUUGAGUCUUUUGGUGUUUAUGGAGAGGGGAAAUUUGAUGGGAGAUAUGGCUAUCCUUACUUGGCAGUUGUUCUAAAUUUUAGUCAGACAUGGGCCCUAUACUGCCUUGUGCAGUUUUACUCUGUUAUUAAAGACAAAUUACAACCCAUUAAACCCUUGGCAAAGUUUCUGACUUUUAAGUCCAUUGUGUUCUUGACAUGGUGGCAAGGAAUCGCUGUUGCAUUUCUUUUCUCUAUGGGUGCCUUCAAAGGGUCAUUGGCUCAGGAGCUGAAAACUCGGAUACAAGACUACAUCAUAUGCAUAGAGAUGGGUGUUGCUGCUGUAGUCCACCUUUAUGUGUUUCCAGCUGUACCUUACAAACGUGGAGAAAGAUGUGUUCGUAAUGUUGCUGUAAUGACUGACUAUGCAUCUCUGGGAGCACCUCCCGAUCCAGAAGAGGUACGUGAUUGUGAAAGAACAACCAGAGUGCAUUUGGCAGUGGCACGGCACGAUGAGAGAGAAAAGCGCCUGAAUUUCCCCCAGAGUGUUCGUGAUGUGAUUUUCGGAAGUGGAGAAAUUAUGGUGGAUGACAUGAAGUAUACAGUUUCUCAUGUGGUAGAACCAGUUGAAAGAGGGAUUGCAAAGAUAAACAAAACCUUGCAUCAGAUAUCCGAGAAUGUGAAACGCCACGAGGAGCAGAGGAAGAGCAUCAAGGACGAUAGUUAUCUGAUCCCCUUGAAUUCAUGGAAUAGAGAGUUUUCCGAUGCUCACGACAAUCUUGUUGGAGGCAGUGCCAGUGACAGUGGCAUAACCAGUGGUAGGAGGCAGCAGUCCCAGUCUAAAGCUUCAACAUCUCGGACUAGAGCGUGGAGAUGAUGCUAACAGCUGUAUGUAAGACAAACGCUAGAGUAAAAUUGUAAAUGCUGUCGUGAUUUCGGCGUGAUUUUUAGAAGACGUCGAUAUAGUUGGGCUGGCCAGAAGAGUUGGUGGUUUAUGGAGCUAACUCGUCGAAGAGGACGAAAAACAUUCAUGAAUUUGGGCAUCAAGAAGGAUCGUGUUGAUCAAUCCGUUGAUGAGCCGUGGAAAGUAGAGAAUGGUGGAGCACUCGAUCGACGUACUGACAGAGCUAAUGGCACAUUCACUGUAUUGAACAUAUCUCUAAGUCUCGAAACAAUUUGAAUACAACCUACGAAAAUAUAAUUUUAAUUUUGGCAGAAGCCGUUGUGGUAUGGGACCUUUUCAGACAAACUGUGUUUUGAAAAUGAAAUUUGAUUAGGCCAGUAGCACUAUCUUACAUA
Messenger RNA from Malus domestica (apple), 2146 nucleotides. RefSeq names its product protein LAZ1 homolog 1. Gene Ontology annotation, biological process: transport. Gene Ontology annotation, cellular component: membrane. NCBI's taxonomy places the organism in Eukaryota, Viridiplantae, Streptophyta, Magnoliopsida, Rosales, Rosaceae. The record is from RefSeq and is a predicted model, not a curated record. Gene Ontology annotation, molecular function: transporter activity.